This is a messenger RNA of Danaus chrysippus (African queen), 288 nucleotides long. NCBI's taxonomy places the organism in Eukaryota, Metazoa, Arthropoda, Insecta, Lepidoptera, Nymphalidae. The record is from the annotation of a GenBank genome assembly.
AUGCAAAACAACGGAUCUGCCGUGGAGCACCAACACUUGUCAAUGUCCACCGGGUUUUCAAUCGGACAGUACUCUGCGAGUUCGAGAAGAAACCGUGUCUCGUGUUGUUCCAACCCCUGCCCAGUGAACUACACAGAUGAAAUUCUCACAAGGAAACUCCUUCCUUAUGCUCUAACAUCUGCGUCAAACCAACACAAUCCGACAUCAGUGCACAAACAAACAGGAGCACUCUUCUACAACAAGAAACUAACAAGUAUGGGCUCCUCAAAAAACCAGUUACCAUUGUAG